AUGACACCAACCACCACCCUUGAUGCCAGCCGGCUGAAGCAGCAGCAGGCGCAUCCUUCUUCUCCUUCACCAGCGGAAACCUCAUCCCCGUGUGAAGACAAAGACAACGGCCCGUCAACGUCUGAAGUCGGAGCUUCUAACGAGCCAAUAUGGAUCCCCUCUGACGUCGACUCCGAUUCGGAGGAUGACGAGGACGACAGUCAAGAUUUUGAUGACUCGCGAUCCGACGCCACGCUUCCAUCGAUCAACAGUCUUGCUGCACGGUCUCAGCCCAGGAACACCAUCCAUGCAGGUAAAUCCUCAAAACCGUCUGCUCUCCAAAAAAGCACCGGAGGUCUAACAGCCGAUCCAGACAGUCCCAGCAAGGCGUUUGAUUACAUCGGUGUUGUUUAUGUCGACUUAACUACAGCCCGCACGAUUGAGUCAGAUGUUGUGACCAGCGUGAUCCGUGGAUCCCCAAGAUCUUCAUCGCACAUCGCCGUAAACCCUCCAACUCCAGCACGGCCAUCACAGACAUCACAGACAUCACAGACGCCCGAUCCCGCGCAUUCUACCCUGGAUCAGGCUCCUUGUCAAGGUGAUGAUGCGGCUGCGAGCGGUACCCGUGCAUGCUAUGAUGGCAUUCCUGAGACCCCCUACGAAUACCCUCAAAGACACCUAUCUCAAGAUACUCCUGAAGGGCAGGGCCUUGCUACUGUCGACGCAAUGGAGCCAAGCGCCAUUACAGGCGAUGCUACGCACGCCGCAACACCAAUUCCUUCAUCACAGAGCACACCGGAAUCCCCAACGCCAGCAUGUGCGUCGCAGCCGUCCACCCCUGCGCCGCUUAACAUGGACGAUGCCUUGUGUCGAGGUGACGACACGUCUGUGAGCGCUGCUCCUUCACGCCACAACAGCAUUCCUGGGACACGUGACGUGUCCCCUCAAAGACAAUCAUCGUUCGAAACGCCUCCAGGGCGGGACCACAGAACGAGCGGUCGUCGAUCCGAAGACGCCGAGGCCCGUAUAUUGUCUGAGGGCGCACCUCAACCGUCAUUAGGAGCCUGCGCAUCCCCUUCUCAGCCACUGGGUCCGAAAAUGCGCCGCCACGCCCAUCGUCAGGCCAUGCAUAGACUAGUCCAAGACGACGAUGAUAGCAGCAGCGACGCGGGCAGCCAGUCCCAAGGAGGCGAAUCCCAUGUUGCGAAUUUGCGGCGUGAUAAGGACUAUUGUCCCUCUCACACAGAAGCCGAAGAGAUGAGCUUAGGCGACGAGUCUAACGGCGAAGACCAAUGCCCACGCAAGCGCCGUAAGGUCUCGAGGUCUUCUGCCAGUUCGCCGCGCGAUGCAGCAGCUAGUGUUGAGCGCCCUCGUCGGGGAAGACCGUCUUUGAGAUCGAGAUCUACGCGGUCAUCCCAGGCAAUGUCCGAUGAGACCGAAGUCAGGGCGGUUCUCGCCAGGUUUGAGGAAUGGCCGCUUGAGAAUGCUUCGCUCAAGAGCAUAACUGAGAACGGCAAAACCACUUUCCAGUUACAGUUCGAUUGGACUGUUCGGGAUGGAGUUGAUUCACCCUCGACACAGACGACGGGCAAGGUCAAGCGAGCUUCAGCUCCAAGAAUCAAGUACACCCCACAGGAAAAUGACCUGCUUAUUAAGUUGAAGGAGGGGAGGGAGAUGAUUGCGUGGCCCGAGAUCCACAGGCGGUUUAGCGAAACCCAUCCAGGGCGGUCUGUCGACAGUCUACAGGUGCAUUACUCUACGAAACUGAAGGGUCGUACGAGACUCUAG
Ilyonectria robusta is the source of this 1767-nucleotide messenger RNA. RefSeq lists its product as uncharacterized. The record is from RefSeq and is a predicted model, not a curated record. The transcript has a single exon. NCBI's taxonomy places the organism in Eukaryota, Fungi, Ascomycota, Sordariomycetes, Hypocreales, Nectriaceae. The coding region runs from base 1 to 1767 and encodes 588 amino acids.